AUGGUAGGGUCACUAGGAAAAGGGGCUUAUCUUGGAGAAAUGGAUGUAAAAUUAGCUUUUAGAUUACUGCCGGUUCACCCUUCUGACCAUCAAUUACUUGGUUUCAAGUUCAAUGAUCAAUAUUAUUACGAUAUGUGUCUACCAAUGGGUUGUCCAAUAAGUUGUGCUUUAUGGGAAAAGUUUGCAUAUUUUAUUCAGUGGGUAGUAGAAGUAAAAACUGGAGUUCAUACAUUGAAACAUUACUUAGAUGAUUUCAUAUUUGCUGGGGGCACGUUAGAAACAUGUAACUUGUUGAUGUUUUCAUUCAAAAAUACCUGCUCUGCUUUUGGUAUCUCUCUUGCAGAAGUGAAAAGAGAGGGGCCAAAAUCAGUACUUAUAUUCCUUGGUAUAGAAAUUGAUACAGAUAAAAUGGUUAUUCGAAUUCCUGAAGAAAAAAUUAUCAAUCUGGAGAAAUCAGUGCUUGAUAUGUUACCAAAAAAAGUUACGCUGAGAGAAUUACAAUCUUUGGCAGGGUCUCUUAAUUUUUGUGCUAAAGCUAUUCCAUCUGCUAGGGCCUUUAAUAGAAGAUUUUGUGAUGCUAUGUGUGGAAUAAAUUACCCAAGUCAUUUCAUUAGGGUAACAAAGGAAAUGAAAUCUGACCUUCUUGUGUGGUUAGAUUCUAUACACUGCAGGUUUAAUGGCAGUUUAAAUUUCAUGACUGUUAAUUGGUUGUCUAAUGACCAACUUCAUCUCUACACCGACAGUGCAGGAGAUGAAAAGGUUAUUUGGAUUGUUGGUUCUUCAAUUAUUAAAUGGGCAUUCUACUAUGCAGGAAAAUCCUUUGAUGGUGUGGAUUUAGGUUUAAAACGAAGAAAUUACAGAAUAUUUUUUGCAGCGAAAGGGAGGUAUGAAAUGGACGAUGGUCUGAGCCUUAUUGAUGUGGAUGAACUGGUACCAUCAAGACAGCGUUGGAUAGACGACACCAAAGCGGAAAUCUUGGAUUGA
Messenger RNA from Saccostrea cuccullata (small rock oyster), 984 nucleotides. RefSeq lists its product as uncharacterized. Lineage: Eukaryota; Metazoa; Mollusca; Bivalvia; Ostreida; Ostreidae. The transcript has 3 exons. The record is from RefSeq and is a predicted model, not a curated record. Bases 1 to 984 code for a protein of 327 amino acids.